AUGAUUCUGGAGCUUUGUACAUUCCAUGAACUCUGUGUCACAAAAACAUACUUCAGCACCAAGCUUAAUCAUAGAGUCUCCUGGAGACAUCCAAGGUCAAAACAUUUUCACCAACUGGACCACGUCCUUACCAGACGCAGGAGCCUUAAACACGUGCUUGUUACCAGAACGUAUCACAGCGCAGAUAGCGACACAGACAAUUCACUUGUAUGUCGUAUGACAAGACUCAAGCUUAAAACGUUCCACUGCAUAAAGAGAGAAGGAAAGCCACGGAUAUAUGUAAGCAAGACACAGUGGCCCCAACUCUCCAAUGACUUCAUCUCUCGCUUUACAGUUACCUUCGAUGGCAACUACAGCCUUACCGUAUUUUACCAGUGGAACAACCUGAAGUUUACUACCCACACUAUAGCACUUGUCACUUUUGGAAAAAAGAAAGGGACUUCACAAAACGACUGGUUUGAAGCAAACUUAGAGCUGCUUCUACCUCUUUUUGAAGCAAAGCGAUAA
Messenger RNA from Ylistrum balloti, 507 nucleotides. RefSeq lists its product as uncharacterized. The record is from RefSeq and is a predicted model, not a curated record. The coding region runs from base 1 to 507 and encodes 168 amino acids. The transcript has a single exon. NCBI's taxonomy places the organism in Eukaryota, Metazoa, Mollusca, Bivalvia, Pectinida, Pectinidae.